Molecule: messenger RNA, 796 nt
Organism: Ostrinia nubilalis (European corn borer)
Lineage: Eukaryota; Metazoa; Arthropoda; Insecta; Lepidoptera; Crambidae
Product: mast cell protease 1A-like
Exons: 3
Coding region: 19-780 (253 amino acids)
Biological process (GO): proteolysis
Molecular function (GO): serine-type endopeptidase activity
Source: RefSeq, a predicted model, not a curated record
UAAGAACAACACGUGAAAAUGCCAUUUUAUUUUCUCUCUUUUUUAAUGGGUGUGCGAGUAGCGCAGGGCGCCAUGGAGGGGUUUGUCCUCGAAGGCACCAAAACGCAGAUAAAGUACUACCCCCAUUCAGUGUAUUUUAAUAUAUACUGUACAGAUAGUACGUACAUUUGUGGGGGCUCGAUUCUGAAUCAGCGUAUAAUGUUGACCGCUGCACACUGCGUGGAAGACUGCAAAGGCAAGAAUCGUUUAAAUGUGCUGAUUAAAUAUGGCCACGAGUAUAUAAACAGUAUGAAGUCGACGCAGAUGAAGGAUUUCAUAAUGCACGAACAUUACGACGAUGACACGAUGAACAAUGACAUUGCACUGGUGAUGGGAACUAGAGCCCUGCCGCUGGGAAACGUGGUCAAAAGGGUCAUACUGAUGCCUUCACCACCGAAACUUAAGUUGGCCUACAUAGCGGGCUGGGGUGUAAUGAACUACCGCCAAGACGUGUCCCUCACGUUACUGGAGGCAGUUCAAGAGGUGCAGCCUUUGUCAGUGUGCAAGAAGAUGGGACUGCGGCCCAGAGGCACCUUCUGCGCGGGCGUCGUCUCUGGCCCGGGGAACCCUGAUUCGGGCGACUCAGGCAGCGCGUUGGUAGGCAAGAAUCACGUACAAAUUGGACUGGUCUCCUACAAAGUUAGCCACUACAGCCUAGUGAUGUACACCAACGUAUCAUAUCACUUCUACUGGAUACGGAAUAACGCUCAAAAACUGUACUGUCGACACAAUUUAGGGUAGUAAAUAAAUAAAUGAA